Molecule: messenger RNA, 2151 nt
Organism: Poecilia reticulata (guppy)
Lineage: Eukaryota; Metazoa; Chordata; Actinopteri; Cyprinodontiformes; Poeciliidae
Product: abl interactor 2-like
Biological process (GO): neuron migration
Cellular component (GO): SCAR complex; lamellipodium; actin-based cell projection
Molecular function (GO): SH3 domain binding; signaling adaptor activity
Source: RefSeq, a predicted model, not a curated record
GCCGCAGCCGUUAGUAGUAAGGACUAUGUAAAGAUGGCGGAGCUACAGAUGCUGCUGGAGGAGGAAAUUCCUGCGGGACGGAGAGCGUUACUGGACAGUUUUACCAAUCUGGAAAGAGUAGCGGAAUACUGCGAAAGCAAUUAUGUCCAGUCUGCAGACAAAGAGCAAGCACUGGAGGAGACCAAGAGCUACACCACCCAGUCUCUGGCCAGCGUCGCCUACCUUAUCAACACGCUGGCCAACAAUGUGCUGCAGAUGCUCGACAUCCAGGCCUCGCAGCUCCGCCGCAUGGAGAGCUCCGUCAACCACAUCUCACAGACGGUCGACAUCCACAAGGAGAAGGUGGCGAGGCGUGAGAUUGGCAUACUGACCACCAACAAAAACACAUCCCGCUCCCAUAAAAUCAUCGCCCCAGCCAAUCUGGAGAGGCCGGUGCGCUACAUCAGGAAGCCCAUUGACUACAGCGUGCUGGACGACACUGGACAUGGAGUCAAGUGGUUGAUGAGGUUCAAGGUAAAUGGCCAGCAGAGUCUGAAACUUGGAGGAGGUCUGUCCCGGACUAACCCCCCGACCCAGAAACCACCCAGCCCUCCAAGGGCGGGGAAAGGAAUCUUGGGGCACAAGAACUCCCCCUACAGGACACUGGAGCCGGUGCGCCCUCCCGUCGUGCCCAACGAUUACGCCUCAAGCCCGACAAGAAACAAUGCGGGUGCUGGACAGCUGCCGAGUCCGGUCCGCACCGCCACCCUGAACCAGCGACCCCGAACGUACAGUGGCAGCAGCGGAGGCAGUCACCCCAGCAGCAGCAGUCGCAGCAGCAGCAGGGAGAACAGUGGCAGCGGCAGCGUGGGCGUUCCCAUCGCCGUGCCAACACCAUCACCGCCCUCCACCUUCCCAGUCUCCCCGACUGCUGGACCGUCCAGCUCUUCCUCCACAGCUCCAAACUCCUCCCCUUCUCCCUCGCCCACCCCUUCCUCUUUCUCCUCUUCCUCCUCCACCACCACCUUAACCCAACCUAAUGCGCCCCUACCACCAAACUCACCCGCACACCAAUCCGACUCGUCUCCUCACACAAGCUCCCAAACAAACGUACUGAACACCAACACCUCCCCGCCUUCWAACCCUUCUCCCAGCACCUCUGAAGGCCAGCCCCAGCUGUCUUCUCUUCCUCUUCCUGCUCCUCCUCCUUCACUCUCCUCCUCUUCAUCACCUGCUGAAGGUCCCUUUGUCCCCCAGUUCUACAGYAUGAACCGGCCCCAGCCUCGACAACAGACCCCACAAGUGGGCGGGUCACUUCCAUAUCGCCGACCCCCUUCUGUGAAUGGUCAGCCGAUUGCCAACCACGUCAACGGAGGACCCUACUACAACCAGAGCCCAGCCUCGCCUCCGCCCCCAUCGCUCCUGCAGUUCACCCCUCAGCUGCCUCUUAUGGGUUUCGUUGCUCGAGUUCAAGAAUCUAUUACAGACGGUCCUCUUCCUCCUCAACCGUCAGCAGACACGCCUUCGGGGCCGGAUGAGACUCCGUCCACCCCGAAACCUUCGGAGGACGGACAUGGUGAGGAAGACUCUAAAGUAGUGGAGUACAGCGAUCCGUACGCUGAAGAGGACCCGCCAUGGGCCCCCAGAAGCUACCUGGAGAAAGUGGUGGCUGUGUAUGAUUACACCGCAGACAAGGAGGACGAGCUUUCCUUUCAGGAAGGAGCGAUCAUUUAUGUUGUCAAAAAGAACGAGGACGGAUGGUAUGAAGGGGUGAUGAACGCCACCACCGGCCUCUUCCCAGGAAACUACGUAGAGUCCAUCAUGCACUACGCCGACUGAGACCUCCUGAGUCUCGCUCACAGGCGAAGUUCAUUUAAUCUGUGGCUCACCUGCUUCGAGCAGUGAAGGUGAACUUUGGUCUGCUUUUUAUAUGUUCCUCCUUUGGGUUCAAACUAUUCAAUUCAGUUGGAUAUUCUGAUUAUUUAUUGGACUGGGUUUUUGUUGGCUUGUUUAUAAAGUGUUUUAAUCUCCCAGAUUAUCUUCAAAAUGAUUCUGUGCGCUCCAUUUAUCUUGGGUGAAUUUCAGGUGAUUUGCUGGUCAUGUUUUACUAAUAAGUUAAUAAUUUGCUUAUACACAACAUGUUUUAGCUGUGAGUAAAUCCAUUCCUCAGAA